Molecule: messenger RNA, 1646 nt
Organism: Apus apus (common swift)
Lineage: Eukaryota; Metazoa; Chordata; Aves; Apodiformes; Apodidae
Gene: CLRN1
Product: clarin 1
Exons: 3
Coding region: 21-719 (232 amino acids)
Biological process (GO): sensory perception of sound; equilibrioception
Source: RefSeq, a predicted model, not a curated record
CGGGGGCUGGGCACGCCAGCAUGCCAGCCCAGCAGAAGAGAAUUCUCUUCUGCACAGCCGGGGUGCUGAGCUUUGCCUGCGCGCUGGGGACGGCGGCGGCCAUCGGUACCCAGCUGUGGGUGACGGGGACCGUGCUGUGCCAGACCGGGGCCCUGCUCGUCAACGCCACCGGGCAGGAGCUGCACAAGUUCAUCGGCCAGAUCCAGUACGGGCUUUUCCACGGCGAGCGUGUGAGGCAGUGCGGGCUCGGGGGGAGACCUUUCCAGUUCUCAUUUUUUCCAGAUUUGCUCAGAACUAUCCCUGCAAGUAUCCACGUUAGUGUCAUUCUCUUCUGUACAGUACUGGUGGUCUUUGCUCUGCUGGGAGCAGGUUUCUUCAUGCUCAACGCCUUUGGCAGCCCAUAUGAAACCCUGCAUGGCCCCGUGGGCUUGUACCUCUGGAGCUUCAUUGCCUGUUGCUGUGGCUGCCUCAUCAUGAUUCUCUUCUCUUCAGAAGUUAAAAUCCAUCACCUUUCAGAGAAAAUCGCUAAUUUCAAAGAGGGAAGUUUCAUAUUCAAGACUCACAGUGAACAGUUUGCAAAUUCAUUCUGGGUCAUCCUGGUUUGCUCCCUGGUGCAGUUCCUGAACGCCUUGUUGAUACGAUUUGCUGGGUUUGAAUUUCCCUUUUCAAAACCAAAACAUUCAGGGACAACCACUGGAGCUGCUGAUCUGAUGUACUAGAAGUACAUCAUUUAAGGACAUUUAAAGCAGAGAGGCCCAUCACUACUACAUUCAACAGCUAGCAGGUGUACUAACUUGUGAUUAGUUCAAAAGAAGUUUUAAAAAGUGGAGAUUUAAAAUACACUUCAAUAUGACACAUGCAGUAAACAGAAGACAUGCUGUUUGAUCUAGAUUAAAAUACUCUCUCAGGGUAAGACCUUAUGAAAACAUUUGCUUUUUUUCCCCAGUGAGUUAUUUGAGAAGUAGCUGGUAUGAAGAACACUAGGAAUAUCAAUAGCAUUGAACUGGGUCUGGAAAGCAAAAUCAGCGCAUAGCACUAGGUGCCCACACUACUACCAGCAGCAGCUUUGCCUUUAGCCCUCAGGAAGAGAGCGAUGCCAUCGUUACCACACCAGGGCAGUGCAGAACAAGAGCCCCAGCAAAUCUACAGACACUGCCCAGGAGAAGGGAAAGGCAGGGAAAGGUGUGGGCUUUGCUCUCACAGGCAGCAGGGAAGCACUGGGCUGGGGAGGAGCGCAGCACUGCAGCACCCCAGACCAUCCCCAGCAUCAUAUGCCUGGCAAGGCCCUUGCUUCCCUCCAUAAAGCUCUCCUGGGGGUUUUGCAGCUUAACAAACCCAAGUGUAGCCAACCCUCCGGCCCUGAAGUCUCCUAAUCCCUCAUUUCCUUGUGCAACGGCUCUAGCCAGGAGCUUUGUGACCUCAGUUAAAAGGACACACAGAGCAAAGCACGAUGUGCAGCCUGGCCUCUGCAGCACACCAAGGCAAAGAGCACAUCCCAGAGCAAACCAGGACUGCAAGCCAGACACCUUCCACAUCACCUCCUCCCAAAGCCUCAUGGUCAGAGGCAUGAAGAACCCUGCCCAGAAAACAGCCCCACAAACUCUAUCAUCAGAAAAUACAAAUAAACAAAAUCAAAACCUUUGGCA